This is a messenger RNA of Myripristis murdjan (pinecone soldierfish), 1638 nucleotides long. Its product is annotated as leucine-rich repeat LGI family member 2-like. Gene Ontology annotation, biological process: inhibitory synapse assembly. The transcript has 8 exons. The record is from RefSeq and is a predicted model, not a curated record. Gene Ontology annotation, molecular function: protein binding. Bases 1 to 1638 code for a protein of 545 amino acids. NCBI's taxonomy places the organism in Eukaryota, Metazoa, Chordata, Actinopteri, Holocentriformes, Holocentridae.
AUGUCAUCCACUCAGCACUGGCUGUUAUUGAUCAAUUUUGCGUUACUGUGCAUUUACGGGACAGUUCAGUCUAAAAGGAAUUUCAAAUGCCCUUCAGGAUGUUCCUGCUCUAAGGAGACGAUCAUCUGCGUUGGCACCUCUCAGAUCCCACGGACUAUACCGAAUGACAUCAAUUCAUUGAGCAUAGUCAAUGGAUCCAUCGGUGAAAUUACAGAGGGGAUGUUUUCACUGAUGCCAUCUCUUCAGUUACUGCUUCUGAAUGCAAAUUCCCUGACCACAAUCAAAGAUUAUGCAUUCUCUGGCCUUCCUCAUCUGGAGUAUUUAUUUAUUGAGGGAAACAAGAUCGAAACCAUCACCAAAAAUGCCUUUCGGGGUCUUCGGGAUUUGACUCAUCUAUCACUCGCCAAUAACAAGAUGAGGUUUCUGCCCAGGGAUCUCUUCUCUGACUUGGAUUCCUUGCUGGAACUGGAUCUGCGAGGCAAUGCCUUUCAAUGCAACUGUGAGAACAAGUGGCUGAUGACGUGGCUGAAAAACACAAACGCCACUGUAUCAGAUGUCUACUGUGCUGGCCCCAGUGAGAUGAAGGGCAAGCGACUCAAUGACCUCCCCAUUCCCCCGGGCAAGUGCAUCUCCACAGAUUUUGUCCGUCAUCAGUCCAUUCCCAUUCAAUCCAUGUCAGCGGACAUCUUCUCCUUUAAAGAGGACAUCUAUGUGGCCAUGGCUGCCCCCAAUUCCAACAGCUGUGUGGUCAUGGAGUGGGAUCACAUUGAAAUGAACUUCAGACAGUUUGAUAAUAUAACAGGGAAAUCUGUCGUUGGAUGCAAGUCGGUCCUGUUCGACAACCAUGUCUUGAUAAUUGUCACCCAGCUCUUCGGUGGCUCCCACAUUUAUAAGUUUGAUGAUCAACAGAACAAGUUCACAAAGUUUCAAACCAUCGAGGUGUUUAACAUCUCGAAGCCAAACGACAUCGAGGUCUUCCAGAUGGAUGGGGAGUGGUACUUUGUGAUCGUGGACAGCUCCAAGGCAGGCCUGUCCACACUGUACAAGUGGACUGACCAACCAGAUCGCAACGAAACUGGUUUCUUCUCCUAUCAGUUCCUCCAUGAAUGGUUCCGUGAUACUGAUGCCGAGUUCAUUGAUGUAGAUGGGAAGUUUCACCUCAUCCUGGCCAGUCGCUCCCAGCCACCUGUCAUCUACCUGUGGAACAAAAGCACCCUGAAGUUCAUGCUUCAUGGUGAAAUCCCAAAUGUUGAUGAUGUGGUGGCGGUCAAAGCUUUCCGGGUGGAAGAUGAGCUGUAUCUAGCCCUGACUUGCUACAUCGGUGACUCCAAAGUCCUCAAGUGGACCAACAAGCAGUUUACCGAGGUGCAGGCUCUGCCCUCUCGUGGGGCGAUGAUCCUACAACCCUUCAGUUUCUCAGACCGCCACUAUCUCGCCCUCGGCAGCGAUUAUUCUUUCACACAAAUCUACCUCUGGGACACGGAGUUGAAAACUUUUGCCAAGUUCAAGGACAUUUAUGUGCAGUCGCCACGGUCAUUUACUGUGGUGACCACUGAUCGGCGGAAUUUCAUAUUCUCCUCCAGCUUCAAGGGCAAAUCAAUGGUUUUUGAGCAUAUUAUUGUAGAUUUAAGCUUAUAA